GUUUCCCUCGUCGAGCGCUCCAGAAAGUUCUUCACAGCGGCGCGGCUUAUAAGUACACGCAGUCCUUCCCGGUCUGAUUCACAGUACCUCGCGCGCUUUGGCAGAAACACACACAAAAAAAAGAAAAAGCAUCUGGCUGGAAGACUCUCCUGUCAACCACAAAGAAAGACGAUAUUUAGCUUUGCGGCUUAGAUAAAAAGGUGAGCAACGAUGGUUCACGAAACCGCCUUUUACGAUCUCUUGGGUGUCAGCCCAAAGGCUUCAGCGGACGAAAUCAAGAAAGCCUACAGGAAGCUUGCCCUGAAAUAUCACCCCGACAAGAAUCCGAAUGAAGGAGAGAAGUUCAAGCUCAUUUCUCAAGCAUACGAGGUGCUGUCUGACCCAAAAAAGAGGGACCUGUAUGACCACGGAGGUGAACAGGCUAUCAAAGAGGGCGGCAUGUCAGGAGGCUCAUCUCCCAUGGACAUAUUUAACAUGUUCUUUGGAGGUGGAGGAAGAAUGCAAAGAGAGAGGAAAGGGAAGAAUGUUGUUCACCAGCUUUCUGUAUCGCUGGAAGAGAUGUACAAUGGGUCAACAAGGAAGCUUGGACUUCAGAAGAAUGUUAUUUGUGAGAAAUGUGAUGGUUACGGUGGCAAAAAGGGUGCCCUGGAAAAGUGUGCAAACUGCAAAGGAAGAGGAGUUCAAGUCAAGGUGCAACAGAUUGGACCAGGCAUGAUUCAGCAGAUCCAAAGCAUGUGUCCAGACUGCCAGGGUCAGGGGGAGAAGUUUAACUCCAAGGAUCGCUGCAAGAACUGCAACGGACACAAAGUAGAACGACAGAAGAAAAUUCUGGAAGUUCAUAUUGACAAAGGUAUGAAAGACGGCCAGAAAAUUACAUUCCACGGUGAAGGUGACCAAGAACCUGGACUAGAGCCUGGAGAUGUUAUCAUUGUUCUGGAUCAGAAGGAUCACCCAGUGUUCCAGAGACAAGACAAUGACCUAGUAAUGAGGAUGAACCUGAAACUUGUAGAGGCCUUGUGUGGAUUCAGGAAGACCAUUCAGACGUUAGACAACAGAACGCUAAUCAUCAGCACACAGCCAGGAGAGGUCAUCAAGCACAACGAUUUUAAAUGCAUCCAGAAUGAGGGAAUGCCAUUAUACAGGGAUCCCUAUGAAAAGGGCCAACUUAUCAUUCAGUUCCAGGUGGAGUUUCCAGAUAAGCACUGGCUACCAGAGCACCUAAUGUUCCAGCUGGAAAGGCUUCUCCCGCCUAGGGAAGAUGUCAUGAUCACAGACGACAUGGAGGAAGUGGACCUCUGCGACGUUGCUGUACAGUCGCACCAGAAACAGUACAGCAGAGAGGCGUAUGAGGAAGAUGAAGAUGCUCCAAGAGGUGGAGUGCAGUGUCAGACGCAGUGAUUGUAGUUAACACUACCUCUUUGUAAUGCAUGUACAGGUGUUUUAAUUACAAAAAAGUUAUUUUCUUUGCUUACUAAUUUGUAUAUUAAAGUUCCUGUUUUCAAUGCAAACCAUGGCAUUGAGCUUGGAGCAGCUGCCAAUUUUGUCUUCUUGGGAUCCUGAGUGUGCACAUAAGAGUCCUGAUGCCACAAAGACUGUUUCUGUUUAACACUUAGAUUUGUUUUUCUUUGGUUUUGUUGGUCCAAAUGUUGUGUUUUAAAAUCUGAAAUAUGACUUUUUAUGCUUUCUAUGAAGGUUAUGUCAUAAGAGUUGUCAAUAAAGUUUAAAUGUUUAAGAAUA
Molecule: messenger RNA, 1737 nt
Organism: Oryzias latipes (Japanese medaka)
Lineage: Eukaryota; Metazoa; Chordata; Actinopteri; Beloniformes; Adrianichthyidae
Gene: dnaja
Product: DnaJ heat shock protein family (Hsp40) member A
Biological process (GO): response to heat; protein folding
Molecular function (GO): ATP binding; Hsp70 protein binding
Source: RefSeq, a predicted model, not a curated record